This is a messenger RNA of Schistocerca nitens (vagrant locust), 1716 nucleotides long. RefSeq names its product cytochrome b5-related protein-like. The transcript has 7 exons. Lineage: Eukaryota; Metazoa; Arthropoda; Insecta; Orthoptera; Acrididae. Gene Ontology annotation, biological process: lipid metabolic process. Bases 115 to 1437 code for a protein of 440 amino acids. The record is from RefSeq and is a predicted model, not a curated record. Gene Ontology annotation, cellular component: mitochondrion.
ACUAGCUUAACAUUCCAAUUGGAGGACAGCUGAUACGGUGACCUCGACUGGCCGUCAAAGUAGUUAUUAAAAGUGAGGCAGAUCGGCCCCCGUGUCAGUCCAACCAUAAUCGCCAUGGAGAAAGGAGAGAAGCCCAAGUCGUCGCUGCCAGGCCUGUGGAAGUACCCGUCCCUCCGCGAUGUGCCGCUGCACUCCGGAGGACUGUGGCUGCAGGGCCGGCGCGAGGACGACGGCGCCGAAGGCUUGUGGCGCGUCCACGACCGCCUCUACGACCUGGCCGGCUGGGAGAAGUCGCACCCCGGCGGCUCUGACUGGAUCACACUCACCAAGGGAACGGACAUCACAGAAGCAUUCGAAGCACAUCAUGUGCGCAAUGUUGCGGAAACCAAGCUGAAGGACUUCUACGUGCGAGACGCGAAAACGCGGCGCAACUCGCCGUACGUCUUUGAUCCGAAAGGCUUCUACUGCACGCUGAAGGAACGCGCACGCCAGGCGCUGGCGAACGAGAAGUACGUCGGCUCCACAGGCACCGUCUACUCCAAGCUGUUGGCAGACUUCUUGGUGACGUCGAUGCUGACGCUGAGCGUGUUGGCUGCGUGGACGCAGAGCUACCUGGUGGGCACCUUGGCUGGUCUGAUGCUCUGCUUCACUGUCAUCUGUGCGCACAACUUCACUCAUAUGAAGGACAACAUUCGCAUGUACUACCUCGAUUUCUCCAUGAUGUCAUCCAGAGACUGGCGUAUUAGCCAUGUUCUGAGUCAUCACCUCUACCCCAACACGCUCCUUGAUCUGGAACUGUCUGUGUUUGAACCUCUGUUCAACUUCUUCCCAUUUGAAGAGAAAAAUUUCAUUGUCCGUUACGGAAGCUGGUUCUACGCUCCUUUGGUGUGGACGUUUAGUUUCCACGCUAGCUUCGUACGCAGGAUUCUUGACAGAUUUAUUGGCAGUGGGCUCGAAAUACGGAAAGCAGAACUCAUACCUCUGAUAAUACCUGCAUCUAUGAUCUUUAUCGCUGGAGCGUCAGUGAAAGAUGCUGUUUAUAUGUGGGUGUACAUCACACUUUCUGCAAGUCUGUUUUUCAACUUCAUUGGAAUCACUGCUGCUCACCACCAUCCAGUUAUUUUCCACGACGGAGAUACCCCAAGGCCUGACAUGGACUGGGGUGUUCAACAGCUGGAUGCAGUGAGGGACAGGCCCGUCAUAUCCAGCUCGGACCUCCUCGCUCUUACGUUCUUCGGCCAUCACGGCCUACACCAUCUGUUCCCUACAAUUGACCACAGAUUCCUGCACAAGCUCUACCCAGCGUUUCAGAAGACCUGCGCCGAGUUUGGGGUUAAGUACGACGGCCUUGGUAUCGGUGAACUGAUUCGUGGCACCUACAUACAGGCUGCGAAAAAUAAGCCCAACACAGUUCCCCCAGGUUUUGGCAAGCAUUAAUUCUGAAGAUGAUGUAAGAAAUAAAAAAAAGAAAGAGUUACUGUGCUCACUUUAAAGCGUGUGUAUUGAUUAUUGGUGCUACUGCUGAUAUGAAAUCUUUUUUUGUGGUAGCGAUAAAAUGAAUCGAGUACACUAAUUUUGUGGAACGUAAUUCAGAUGAUGUCGCUGUUCUGUUUUCUCAUCGGUAAUGAGCAGUGUAGUGGGAUAAUGAUUUCACGAAGAUAUAUUUGCUCAAAGAAAUGCAUAAGACUGAAGAAAUGUAAAAAAAAAAAAAAAUAA